GCCCAAAACGGUAAGGAGAGGACUCGUACUUAAAAACCAACGCGUCCUUGGCAAAGUAAAGCUAUAACACUGGCCAUGGCGACGAUACGGAUGAUAGAUAUAGCCGUUAAUUUCACAGAUGGUAUGUUCAAAGGAAUCUACAAUGGCAAGCAAUGCCACGCAACUGAUAUUGCCGCUGUUUUGAGCCGGGCAUGGAGCACUGGCGUAGAUCGAAUCAUAGUAACAGGUGGAUCCUUGGAGGAAUCUAAGGAAGCUCUUGCCAUUGCGGAAACAGAUGGAAGGCUUUUCUGUACUGUAGGGGUGCACCCAACAAGAUGCAAGGAGUUUGAAGAGAGCGGGGAUCCACAAAAUCAUUUUCAGGCUCUCUUGUCAUUGGCCAAGGAGGGAAUUGAAAAGGGCAAGGUGGUUGCAAUCGGUGAAUGUGGACUGGAUUAUGACAGGCUUCACUUUUGCCCUGCAGAGACUCAAAAAAAGUAUUUUGAGCAGCAGUUUGAAUUAGCAUAUGCCACAAAGCUGCCCAUGUUUCUGCAUAUGCGUGCCGCUGCUGAAGAUUUCUGUGAAAUAUUAAGGCAAAAUAAGGACAGAUUCUGUGGUGGGGUUGCCCAUUCCUUUACUGGAAGUGCAGAAGAUUGUAAUAAGCUACUUUUGUUUGGUAAUUUGUACAUAGGGGUAAAUGGUUGUUCUUUGAAGACAUUGGAGAAUCUUGAUGUUGUGAGGGGCAUUCCUGUCGAGAGAAUGAUGAUUGAAACAGAUUCUCCCUAUUGUGAAAUCAAGAAUACUCAUGCCGGAAUAAAUUUCAUUAAAUCUACAUGGCCUUCAAAGAAGAAAGAGAAGUAUGAUCAACAGUGCACUGUCAAAGGUCGCAAUGAACCUUGUUUAGUUCGGCAAGUUCUUGAGGUGGUCGCUGGAUGUAAAGGAAACAUUGAGAUUGAUCAAUUGAGCCGGACCUUGUAUCACAACACCUGCAGAGUAUUCUUUCCCCAUGACCUGGAUUCUACAGCAGAUGUUGUCCUCUCUGAUCAUAAUGAGACUUAGAGAACGUGACCAUUUGCUUAAACAGAGUUUCUACUUGCUAACAGAAUUUGUAGAUCCCGGAUCCCCGUUAUCUACAGCAAGCAGUCAUUGUUUCUCUUUUACCAAUGAAUUUGGCUUUGCAAAGUGUUAUGAGAAUUUGAAAAAAAAAUUGCAUUUGCCUUGAAUAAGGAAAUCUUGGUUGGGGAUUUCGGAAUUGCAAUAUUGUAGUGGUUUUGCUGAUGAAAUUUGUAGUCAGUAUAUCUCUAUUUGUAUGGAUGACCAUUUUAGAAGACAAUUAUGUUGGCCGCAGCCGAUGAAGUUA
This is a messenger RNA of Tripterygium wilfordii, 1336 nucleotides long. RefSeq names its product putative deoxyribonuclease TATDN1. The record is from RefSeq and is a predicted model, not a curated record. Gene Ontology annotation, cellular component: cytosol. The transcript has 12 exons. Gene Ontology annotation, molecular function: 3'-5'-DNA exonuclease activity. Bases 76 to 1035 code for a protein of 319 amino acids. Lineage: Eukaryota; Viridiplantae; Streptophyta; Magnoliopsida; Celastrales; Celastraceae.